AUGAGGCUGAAAGACGGGCGCGCAGCGAAGAACAGUAUGACUAACCCAAAAAAAAAAAAAAAAAAAAAAGAAGAAAUCCUCUUUGAAUACAUACGGAAUAACAACUCCGAGGCCGUUCAGCUGUUGAACUGCAUAUGGUUAUACUGCUUCUAUCAGAACAUAAAAACGUUAGGAAAAAAUGUACGAGUGCUACAGAAUGGAAAAGGCAACGGUCCCCUGCUAGUAAAGGACCUUUUGACCCUGCGCAUGAACAUCAACGAUGCGUAUGAGUACUUCCAGACCAUUCUAUCCACUGCACUAAAAAUAUAUGGCGAGAAAAAAGACGAGUAUAUCUCACACAUGAACCAUGUGGUGGGUAGACAAGGCGACUACUCCGGACAUGCGCCCCUGAGUGAUGUGUACAGCGGAGAUACCCAUUUGAAGGACCUUUCGUUUGGGGAGGACUCCUACGUGAACAACGUUAUCGACAUUUUGUACGCCAGGGAGAGCGAUCAACCUGGUGAAGAACGGAAUGACCAAAAGGGUGAGCAGCGUCAUGAUCGACAUGAUGAUCAGAGUGGUUCCUCAAAGGGUGAGAGGGAAGCCCUACACAGCCGUCUAGAAAUCGUCCGAAUCUGCAUCAGCAACAUUUUCAAAAUUCUGGGCGAUCUGCACAGAUAUAAGUGUUACUUCUUUGAGGAAAAGAAGAAAAAAAAUGAAAUGAAGGCAUGCUUGAAUUAUUACAAGGCCCUGAGUUAUUAUAGGUACAGUGGGCACCUAUUUAAUCAGCUCACUCUGCUUUACACGACGGGCAACCCGAUAAAAUGCCUGUUUUUCUACUUCCUUUCGUUGAUAGCGGUUAAGCCUGCUCCGAAUAGGGACGCCGUUGUCAUGUACAUGGAGAGCGUCCUCAGCGGGGGGAAGGGCCUGGUCAAAUGGCUGGCGCGCCUCCGGGGGGCAGGAGGCAGCGGAAGUGUCGACCUCGGCACCCCGGUGAGCAAUCCCUGCAACGGCGAAACGUCCUGCAAACUGGGGAGGGGCAUCUUCUACAUCAAAACUAAAGAGAGGCACUUUCUUCCCUCCAUAAAGGGCAGUGAGAACGAGGGAAAGGACACCAUCUACCACCAAAGGGAAAGGCACCACGAUAAAGUGAACCCCAGAGCUGGGAAAAAACACACAGAUGGAAAGAAGGAAGGAAGUUCCAACGGUGGACAUGGCACCACAAAGGAAAACCUAGCCGAGAAAGAACUCAAUGAAGCCAUUUUUAACUUCUACAUGAGCUACUUCAAAAUUGUGAAGCUACUAUUCUCCAAAAUUAACAUGAACAAAUUUGAAAAAAAAAAAAAUAAAUUUAUUUACUACACCAAUAGGUACAUAAAGCUGCAGUACUAUAACAGUAGGAGAGAAGACACUCUGAUGCUGAAGAAUAUCAUCCUCAUCAUCUUUACGCUGCUAAGUUUGGUUAUAUAUGUUAUCACGAACCAACAUGACCAAGGGUACAGGAACCCAAGGGGAUCCUUCUUCUAUGGCAAUGUAAAUGUCUCCAAAUAUGUCUACAAAAAUGAGCAGAUUUACUUUUCUUUCCUUUUGAUUCACGAGCUGUUACUGUCAUGUGAAGACUUCUACACGAAUUUUUUCCCCAGCUAUUUGUCCGUUUUUAUAUACACUCUUUACUGGUUCCGAAAUGAGCCUAGUGUCUGGGAGGUGGACUUGGAUAGAUGCACCGAGGAGGACAACAGAGAAAGGGACCACCUCGUGAAGCAGUACCAUGAGGAUUACCGGGGGAAGAGCGUCUACGGGAGGAGGGCUAUCCGCGGGGAGAAGAACACCCCCGGGGAGAGGACCACUUUGCAUUCCUCCGCCGCGAGGAGACCUCCCUGGGAGAGAAGGAAAGGUGAACCGCCUUUUUCGAAACAGAACCGUUACAACCAAGUUGUGGAGGACCCCUGUGACGACCCCGAAUUUGCUCACAACAAAGACAUCAUAAAAAGCAUCAAAGAGUUACUAAUGGGGAUAAAGGUGAAGGAGGAAAUCCCACUGAAUGAUACAUCACUGCUGCGCUACAAACUUAGGGAAGAUUUUUACAUUUAUCCUUUUCUGAGUGGGUUGCAGUUUAGUAGUGUGGACGGCGGAGGAAACCAUUCUGCUGAGAAGGGGUGCAAGGUAGCUUCCUCCCAAUGGAGCAGCCUCUCUAACGUGGCUUACCAACAAUUUGGCUCCAACCAUGUCGACAUAAAGUGUAACCAACUGCCCUUCGAGCGGAACAACCACAGAGGGGGUAGCCAUCUCACCAAUUUCGACGACUCAAAUGAAGAAGAUGUGGUGCUUCUAAAGAACCCAUUGUUUGUAAAGGCGAGCAGCCUGUAUAUGAACGGGCAGAUAGUGGACCCUAGGGACGACGCCAGCAAGGGGAUAAACUGCUACAACGAUUUAUACGAGAUGUCCGCCAUCAGUGGAAAUAAUGUGCAUUCAUCGGAGCGGCAAGGUGGAAGUAACGGGACGGGGCACACAUAUGAGAGUGCCUCUGCGAAUGAUAGCCAAGGAAGGAACAGCUCCGGUGAGCAAAGCGAUGAUGGGGUCGCACUGAACAGACACAGAAUGUGCCACCCGAAGGAAUGCUCUAAAAGAGAUCACUACAUUGCGGCAGUAGUUGACAUCCCGAAUGAUGAGCCGCUGGAGGAGGUAGCAGACCACGUUCGAAUCAUGCGGUUUAGGUCUCUGACCCAGGGGGUGCUAAACGAGAACGAAAAGCAAAGGGUAUACGCCCCUAACGCUUGCAAAGAGUAUUUGGCUACGCGAGGGAGAGGCGAGAUACGGCAGGAUCAUUUCCCCAAUGCGGACGGCAUAGCAGAGAUGACUGUGGUAGAGGUGCCUCACGUGGCGGAUACUACAUCUCGGGGGAGAGGAAGCCAAGAGUACACCACGCCCAUCGGCGCAGAGGUGUGCAAAAACGAAAUGAGCUGCACCAUGAGCCGAAGCGAUGACGACAACAAAACGGGCAACGUGAUGAGCGAUCACACUGGUAGUUACAGAGCACAUCCAAAUGGUGGAAUAAAUCAAAACGAUUAUUUUAACUAUCCCGUUUUGGAGAGCUUCCAUCAGGUUAGGAGCGAUGAUUUAGGGUCCAUGCCGAACGGUAAUGUAGAGAAUGACGACAGUUGCAAGGAUGUCAUGGAUGGAAGAUUCAAUUCGUCUAACGAGAUGACCAAGGGAAGUGACGAGGCCAGCUUGGGAGCCAACUCGGAAGACCUGUCCUAUCCGAGUUCCCCAAUGGAGGCAGACUCCAGCAUAGACGCCAUGACCCAAUUGGUUAGGAUUCCUUUCCAAGCAGACGACUUUCACAAGGGGGAAGGUAAAGCGAAGGCAUUGAUGGGGAAGCUCCCGAAGGGUCAAGUCCCAAUGGACAGAAUAACGUCUGCAUCGUGUAAGAGGGAUAGCAGCUCGUCUCCACAUAACUAUGAACAGCCCCAUCAGAUGCGAAACGGGACAGUGUGGGUAGAAGAGGGAAACCCGACACUGCAGAAGAUGGUAAUCCUUGAUGGGAAGAACAUCGGCACGAGGUACCAGGACAACUACAACAAAUAUUUCGACCCAUUUCGAAUAAAGGUGGUAUUAGAUUAUUAUCGAUUUAAGAAGUAUCAGGUGAAGAUAGUCAUUCCGCAAGAAUACGUAAUGCACGGGAGGAAUGAUCUCCUUGGAAAGAACCCCAACAGGGAUUACUACCCCUUGCAGGUACAGAACAGUAGCGAAGGGGAAGACUUUAUUCUCACGGGGAAUGCCCUGCUCUUUUUUCAGAAUCUGCACAUUUUAGGAUGUUUAAUUGUGCACCCCUUGGAAAGCUACUACGCAUUCUGCGUCAACCUUGUGCAGAGGUGGAACUCCUGUUUUGUAACCAACGUGACUCUGUCUGAACUGAACAUGAAGGUGCACGAAUUGGAGCAGCCCCCCCUGAAGAGUAUCGCGUCGCACUUCAUAUCGUACACCUUUCUGGGCGACGAGUUUCUCCCCAACCCUACCUUUCGCUGGCCCGCCAUCUGUAAGGUGCAAGUGCGCGUCGUUUCAGCGUCAAACAGGGAGCGUUUUGUAGUGAAGUAG
Molecule: messenger RNA, 4074 nt
Organism: Plasmodium inui San Antonio 1
Lineage: Eukaryota; Apicomplexa; Aconoidasida; Haemosporida; Plasmodiidae
Exons: 1
Coding region: 1-4074 (1357 amino acids)
Biological process (GO): nuclear-transcribed mRNA catabolic process, nonsense-mediated decay
Cellular component (GO): telomerase holoenzyme complex
Molecular function (GO): telomeric repeat DNA binding; protein binding; telomerase RNA binding
Source: RefSeq, a predicted model, not a curated record